AUCUAUCAACAUCAACACAACAAGCAGAUGAGCUGCCCAGCCAUGGCUCAGCUCCUGUCAAACACCCUUUACUACAAGCGGUUUUUCCCAUAUUUCACCUUCAACAUCCUAGGUGGACUUGAUAGUGAUGGAAAGGGCUGUGUCUUCACAUAUGAUGCUGUUGGAUCAUAUGAAAGGGUUGGGUACAGUGCCCAAGGUACAGGUGCAGGACUCAUCAUACCUGUUUUGGACAACCAGCUAAAAUCUCCAAGUCCUCUGCUAUUACCCGCCAAGGAUGCUGUCACACCUUUGUUGGAGAUGGAGGCGGUCGAUUUAGUGAAAGACGUUUUUGCGUCGGCCACUGAAAGAGACAUAUAUACUGGGGAUAAAGUGGAAAUUUUGGUGAUAAAUGCAUCAGGUAUUCGGCAGGAGUUAAUGGAGCUGAGGAAGGAUUAACCAUUUGAGUUGUGGUGACUUUUGUAUCAUUUCUUGCAAGAUUGGGAUGUAUAAAAAUAUGCUGUUUGCAUGGGGUCUGCUUAAAGAUUGCACCCCUCAUGCAUCCUCAGGUGUUGUUUUAUCCAUGAAACCAAAGUUAUCCAUCUUGUAACAAUUCAUUUCUUUUUCGCAGUUGAGUUCCUUGUGAUGAUGAUGCUUUUUGCAUAUUGACUGAACAUGGAAAAUUGAAAUGCUUUUCGCA
This is a messenger RNA of Musa acuminata subsp. malaccensis (wild Malaysian banana), 676 nucleotides long. Lineage: Eukaryota; Viridiplantae; Streptophyta; Magnoliopsida; Zingiberales; Musaceae. The record is from RefSeq and is a predicted model, not a curated record.